AUAUAACUCGCGUUACAGAAGGUAAAAAACUAUGUUCACUUUUUAGCUAGAGCUAUUGUGGUCGUCUAACUGUCCGGGCUGUUGUUGCGUUACGUGCUUGGCGUACUCGAACAAAAACAUUCAUUCAUUACUCUUGUUAUCGAAGUAGACAAAAAUUAAAAACAAAAUGAAAUCAGCUGUAUUAUUAUUUUGUAUUGCUGCAAUUUUUGGGUCAAGUGUGGCUUUGAAAUGUUACACUUGCGGUGGAGCAAAUACAGCAUGUGAAGUUCCAUAUCCAAAAAACGAUAACGAGUUGUUAGAAUGCGACACUAAAUCGAUUGAAGAGUUCAGUAGGCUUGUUAACAUGCUCAAAAAUCCAUCUCAACUCUUUAGUAAUAUAUUUGGUGGUUUGAAUUCAAAAAAUGACCAAUCUAACAACUUUAACAAUGAUAAAGUAUCAAACAAUGCAAUAGAAUCAAUCGGUUGCACAAAAUUGGUUAUGAAAAAUGCGGCAGGUAAAGAAAGUACUGUACGCGGAUGUGAUCAUGUAAAAACCUGCGAUACUUUGAAAACAUUACUUGGAUCUGAUUUGUAUUGCGAAACUUGUAAUAAAGACGGAUGCAAUGGAGCAGGUUCUUUACAGUCAUUCACUGUAACCAUGAUAGUCACUAUUGCUGCAACUUGCUUAUACUAUGGACUUCGUUAAGUUUUAUUUUUAUUGUUUAAAAACUAUUAAAAGUUAGGUCUCAUCGUGAAUAUUAUAAUUGAAAUGUUUUGGAUGCUAAGGAAGUAGCAAUUAACUCAAUACAUAAACAUGCAAAAUUUA
Messenger RNA from Daktulosphaira vitifoliae (grape phylloxera), 805 nucleotides. RefSeq lists its product as uncharacterized. Lineage: Eukaryota; Metazoa; Arthropoda; Insecta; Hemiptera; Phylloxeridae. The record is from RefSeq and is a predicted model, not a curated record. The transcript is spliced from 3 exons. Bases 167 to 685 code for a protein of 172 amino acids.